AUGAGGGACAGACUGUGCCACUUACAGACCAUAGCGGAGGAGGAGUCCAGUGAAGAAGAGUGGAACCCAUCUUCUCAUGAGGAAGAUGAAGAUCUGGACCAGGAAGCAGUGAUCUUCGAGGAGGAGUCCACAACCAUGAACGACAUUUUAAAAGAAUCGCAGUCCUUGAGAAAAGAGAUUACUCUCCUCCGCUUAGAUGUGGAACGGCUUCAGAAGGAGGGAUCACGGUUCUGUCAGUCUGUUCGCCGACUCAGUGGCAUCCAACGUGACACCAACACCAUCUCAAGCGCCAUCCGAGUCCGCGGCGAGGCAAUACUUGGGCGGAUACAGAAGCUGGGCAAACUCAAGGAGGAGUUGGAGGAGAGUCACGGCAAGAACGCGGCCGUGGUUCGGGUGGCGCAGGCUCAGUAUGUCACCUUGAGCCACUCCUUCCACGAGGUCAUGACCAAUUACAAUGCCGCAGAGCUGGAAGAACGAGAGAAAUGCCGGGAGCGAAUCCAACGUCAAGCAGAAAUCCUCAAGAAAGAGGUGACUGUGGAUCAGAUCGAUCAAAUUAUCCAAGAAGGAGGAUGGGGUGCUUUUUCAGAGGAGCUUCAGACGGACGGACGGUCAUCUCGCUGGGCACUGAACCAGAUUAAAGAACGACAUAAGGAGCUGCUAAAACUUGAGGCCAGGUUGAAAGAAGUCCAUGAACUCUUCCAAGACAUGGCGAUGCUGGUUGAGGAACAGGGUGCAAUGCUGAAUAAUAUUGAAGCUAACGUUGUAGCCACCGAUGACUAUCUGGGGAAAGUGAACGAACAGUUUAAAACUGCUAUCAAAUACCGCAAGAAAAAUCCAUGUUUUCAGAUGUUUUGUGGAUGUUUCCCAUGUUGGAAACAAGCUACAGGGUGA
Messenger RNA from Chanos chanos (milkfish), 891 nucleotides. RefSeq names its product syntaxin-11-like. Gene Ontology annotation, cellular component: endomembrane system; synaptic vesicle; SNARE complex. The coding region runs from base 1 to 891 and encodes 296 amino acids. Gene Ontology annotation, molecular function: SNAP receptor activity; SNARE binding. Lineage: Eukaryota; Metazoa; Chordata; Actinopteri; Gonorynchiformes; Chanidae. Gene Ontology annotation, biological process: synaptic vesicle fusion to presynaptic active zone membrane; intracellular protein transport; exocytosis. The record is from RefSeq and is a predicted model, not a curated record. The transcript has a single exon.